Messenger RNA from Orbicella faveolata, 2054 nucleotides. Its product is annotated as leucine-rich repeat-containing protein 47-like. Gene Ontology annotation, molecular function: RNA binding; protein binding; phenylalanine-tRNA ligase activity. Lineage: Eukaryota; Metazoa; Cnidaria; Anthozoa; Scleractinia; Merulinidae. The record is from RefSeq and is a predicted model, not a curated record. Gene Ontology annotation, biological process: phenylalanyl-tRNA aminoacylation.
UACCUGAGGAUACCUGGGCUAUCGGCACUGGACCAACUACCCAGUGAGUUGCCGGGUGUGGGCGACCAUUUUUGCCGCUAAAUUAAGAGCUCUGGAGACGGAAAUUGUUUCGUACUUUUCCCUUUUUGCAGUCUGAUAUGGUUUUUGGAAUUAUAAUUCCCUUUUUGCCGACGUUUCCAGUGAUAAAAGAUCUUUUCCUGUCCUGUCCGGGUGCGGUUACAUGUAGAGGGCAGUACAGUUUUUCCCGCCUGAGCCGCUCCAAGUUCCAAGAGAGUGACACGUUUUCUCGUCCCAAGGCCCCGCCGGCAGAGGGCAUGCAGCAUGGUCCGAUAACGAUCGUACAAAUGGCGGAUUGAGUCCACGAAGCCACUUUUAGCUUUUUCGCUGCGUGGACAUGAGUUGGCCAGAAGUUAAACUAGCUGCCGAGGAACAUAGAUAUGAACUAGUUCUGAAUGGUUCGAGUGUAGCCGAGAGAAUUGAUAAAUAUGGUCUGGAUAGGAAUAUCUUCCAGUUGGACUUCCUCAAUUUUCUGCAAAUUUCAAACACAAAGUUGCUCUCGCUUCCUGAAGAGUUAGGCCAACUGCUGAAUUUAAAAACUCUGGAUUUGCACAGGAAUAGUAUAGAGAAAUUACCUGCUUCGAUUGGAUGUCUAAAGGAACUCAAGAACUUGGACGUAUCAGGAAACGAAUUGCAACUACUUCCGGCAGAAUUGGGAGAACUGACUUUGCUUCAGACUAUAAACGUAAACUGCAACAAAUUAACGGAAAUGCCCAGCGUUGCAAAUCUUAAAAAUCUUUCAAGGUUUGAUGUGAGCCACAAUCAACUAAGUGAAUUACCUGAUGGAAUAUACGAACUAGAACAUCUUGCAGAAAUUCACGCCUCCAAUAAUCAGAUUACUACCAUUGAUGCAAACGUCUCAAAACUGACGUCUUUGAAGGUGCUGUCUCUGAACGUGAAUAAGAUAGAAUUGAUUCCUUCGGAACUAUCAGAGUGCCAUAAGCUCAAAGAACUUUACUUGCAAGACAACUUGAUCAAGGACAACAGACUGGUCAAGUUGUUAAAACAAUGUCACACCAAAGCAGUUCUGGAUUACAUUGCUGCAGGAAAGGAUAAAGGGAAAGCUGGGAGAAAAGGUGGGAAGAAGGGAAGAAACAAAACAGUCAGCGAAGGAGAUAAUGAAGAGGAUGGAGAGCAGGCUACAGGCCCAGUUGUGACAGUCUUAUACAGUGAAGACUUCAAGGUCUUGGUGCAAGCAAGUGUUCAGGACAUCAGACCCUACAUUGUGUGUGCACUGGUGAGAAAUUUGGAUCUUUCUGAUAUGGCUACAUUCAGAAAGUUCAUCAACAUUCAGACAAAACUGCAUGAAACUGUUUGUGACCAUAGAACCUUAGCCACUAUUGCUACACAUGAUGUAUCAUCUUUGGUGUUUCCUUUGGAAUAUGAAGCAGUCAACCCUGCUGACAUCCAGCUUGCACCACUGGGACGACACAAAGAAAUAACUGCUAAACAGCUUAUAUCAGAUCUCAGAACAGAAGCCAUGAAACAGAAACAGAAGACAAAGAGAAAUCCAUUCAAAACUGGUCUAUACAAGUAUUUAAGUCUAGUUGAAGGAGCAGAGCUGUAUGCUGUUGUGAGAGACUCUACUAAAGCUGUCGUUUCACUUCCACCAGUAACUAACAGUGAGAGAAGUAAGAUCACGGCAAAGAAGCUCAAUGUGCUCUUGGAAGUCACAUCACCAACUGAUCUGGCCACCUGCAAGUCGGUUAUGGACAAUCUGAUAUGCAAGAUGCUUGAAGCUGGAUUAUGCUCUAAAGCUGAAGGGGAAACUGCAACAAGUGCUGUGACAUGUGCAUCAUCUCAGGGAAAACUAGAGCUUGUUAUUGAGCAAGUUAGAGUAGUCAACAGUGAUGGUCAGCUUAAAGUUGUUUAUCCUUCACGAGUUGACUUACAGUUAGAGUCGGUCAAAGUCAUUCAUCAAGAAAAACAAUAGAAAACAGUUCUUAAAAAAUAAGAAUAUAUUGUGGUGCCUGUACUCCUCAAUAAAAAUAAAAAGG